ACUUCGUUGGUUGAUAGAUUAGAAUCAACCAAUUUCAUAACACGGCCGAUUAACAGGCGCACAGAGGGAGCCAGGAGGGACAGUGCCACUUGAAAGGGAGCGGCCUUGAUGUGAAUCAAUCCAUGGCAUGGCCUUCUCUCUCCCCCAUUCCCUCAAAAUCAUUGUACUUUCUGUCUCCCUCCUCUCCUCCUUCCUCUUCUUCCUCCUCAAAUCCCCGUCCCACCCAUACCCUUUUUCCCCAGUCCCCCAUAGAUCGCUCCUCACCAGAAGAUCCCAACCUUGCUCCAAAUCCACCUCUGAUACCCUCCUCGACUACUCCUGCCUAUUCAGCCAAAACCCGUUUCUUUCUAUCUCUUCCCUCUCCUUCCUCAUCCUCCUUUUCUUCUACAUCCUCAUCAAGACCGCACAGGACCACUUCUCCAUAGUCACUACCAAACUAGCCCACCAACUAAAUCUAUCACCAACAAUCGGUGCUGUUACUCUAUUAGCCUUGGGCAAUGGAGCUCCUGAUGUGUUUUCAUCGGUUGCCGCUGUACGCGGAGGCCACUACCGAACUGGGUUCGGUGCAAUACUCUCAGCGGGCACUUUUGUAUCUGCAUUAGUUGUUGGUUUCGUGGCAAUCUACGCCGCACCCUUCUCGGUGGAUCCCGUACCGUUUGUGAGGGACGUGUUGUUUUAUUUGAUUGCGGCGUUGUUCUUGUUCUAUGUGUACCUCAGUGCGGAGAUUUUUCUGUGGCAGGCUGUUGGGUUUGUUGGGUUUUAUGUAUUUUUUGUUGGGAUUGUGUUCUGGAUGGACUGGGGACUUAGCGGAGGGAGAAGGAAAGGUCGGGGUGAGUUGGGUAUGGUUGGGGAAGGUGAGAUGGAGAAGGCAUUGGCCGUGGUGGACUACGAGAUUGGAGAGGUUUCAGGAAACUUGAAGGAAGUAAAGUCAGGCUUCGGGUUUUGUCAAUCGCUUGGACUGAUCUCAAAAGUAUGGGAGCUUCCUGUCUCGGUUCUUUUGAAGCUCACAAUUCCACAAACUGCACCUUCAGAAUGGAGCAGAUUUUACGCAGCAGCUAAUGUCACUCUUUGCCCCCUGGCCCUUUUAUAUUCUUGCAACUCAUUCAUGCCAUUUGAUCAUCCCAUCGUUUUCCUCCUGCCACACACCCAUUUCCCUCUCUGGUCUAUAGUUUUAUUGGCAAGCUUUCCUCUUGCAGUUCUUCACUUCAUAGUAGAGAAAGAGCCCCCCAAAACUGAGAAAAUGCCUUUAUUACUCAUAGCAUUUGUUAUGAGUGUGUUUUGGAUUUCUACUAUUGCUGGGGAACUGCUGAACUGCCUUGCAGCACUUGGGGCAAUUCUUGAAGUGCCACCAUCCCUCCUUGGGCUCACAGUACUUGCAUGGGGAAAUUCAGUGGGUGACUUGGUUGCUGAUGUGGCAGUUGCCAAAGCAGGUCAGCCAGCAAUGGCCAUGGCCGGUUGCUUUGCUGGGCCGAUGUUUAACAUGCUUGUUGGGCUUGGAACAGCUUUGGUGAUACAAACAGCCAAUAUCUAUCCAAACGCUUAUGAGCUCCAUUUUCAUGUGGGCAUCGUUAUGGCAUUUGUCUUCCUGCUACUGAGCUUGAUGGGGUCUCUGCUGGUUAUUACAUGGAAUAGAUUCCGGGUGCCUAGGUUCUGGGGAUUCUGUCUUGUUAGCCUGUAUAUUCUUUUUACAGCCGUAAGCUUAGUAAUUGCUAAGUUUUCACAGUGAUUUUGACGCUUGUUGGACGUACUAAUCUAUAGACUACAUUGAUAAAUGCAAAACUGUGUGAAAGAAAUGCGGCUGCUCUAUACCCGCUGGAUAUCUCUGCCUGGUGAUAUAAGCCUGUUUCUCGGAUUAGAAGAAGAAGAAUGAAGGGAUUGAGUAGCUGCAAUUGAAAGAUAGGUAGCUCAUACCUUGGAUAAAUCUUGGUUCCUGUUUGUUUCUACACUGCUUUGAGGAGAUUCUUUAUUGACUAGCUAAAAUUCUUAUUAAUUUAUAUGAAUAAUCUACUUGUAAGAGAGAAUGUUUAUUUAGCAUGAUAUCUUGUCAACAACAUAUUCAAAUUGCA
Juglans microcarpa x Juglans regia is the source of this 2066-nucleotide messenger RNA. Its product is annotated as cation/calcium exchanger 5. The record is from RefSeq and is a predicted model, not a curated record. The transcript has 2 exons. Gene Ontology annotation, molecular function: monoatomic cation transmembrane transporter activity. Bases 128 to 1726 code for a protein of 532 amino acids. Gene Ontology annotation, biological process: transmembrane transport; monoatomic cation transport. Gene Ontology annotation, cellular component: membrane. Lineage: Eukaryota; Viridiplantae; Streptophyta; Magnoliopsida; Fagales; Juglandaceae.